This is a messenger RNA of Ochotona curzoniae (black-lipped pika), 2811 nucleotides long. It is a transcript of the gene EMP1, whose product is annotated as epithelial membrane protein 1. The transcript is spliced from 5 exons. The coding region runs from base 218 to 706 and encodes 162 amino acids. NCBI's taxonomy places the organism in Eukaryota, Metazoa, Chordata, Mammalia, Lagomorpha, Ochotonidae. Gene Ontology annotation, cellular component: plasma membrane. The record is from RefSeq and is a predicted model, not a curated record.
CCUUUAAAACACCAGUGAGAAGAAGCCGCCCAGGACACACCCCAGCUCACCAGCCGAGGAAACUUAUAACCUCAGGAGGCAGGGCCCUCCCCUCACUGCAGUCGCACACCUCCAGUGGAGCAGACCGGGCAGCCACCAGCUCCUGCACACUCCGGCCACCUCCGUUGCUGGGUCCCCCAAGAACUUUCCUCACUCACAAGUGACCAAGCAAGGCACGAUGUUGGUGUUACUGGCUGCCAUCUUUGUGGUCCACAUCGCCACCUGUGUUAUGCUCUUUGUUUCGACCAUCGCCAAUGUCUGGAUGGUUGCAAAUUCAACCAUCAGCUCAUCCGUAGGUCUCUGGAAAGACUGUACCAAUGGUAACUGCGUAGGCCUGCUAUAUGGCGGUGAAGGAGCUAUCAAGGCGGUACAGGCCUUCAUGAUCCUCUCCAUCAUCUUCUCUGUCAUCUCCCUCCUUGUCUUCGUGUUCCAGCUCUUCACCUUGGAGAAGGGAAAUCGCUUCUUCCUGACAGGGGCCACCAUGCUGGUGUGCUGGCUGUGUAUUUUGAUCGGAGCCUCCAUCUACACUAACCGUUACGUCUCUAAGCAAAACAGGUUCUUUGACGGUAGCAACGGUCAUCAUGGCUAUUCCUUUAUCCUGACCUGGAUCUGCUUCUGUUUUUCCUUUGUUGUUGGUAUUCUCUACUUGGUCCUGAGAAAGAAAUAAGGCUGAAAAAGUGUAUGGGCACCUGGGGGGUGGGGAGGAGGAAGCAGUCAAAUCUGGGAGGGAAGUGGAAGUUGUUGUGCAGGAAAAACAAGAGUGGGGAGGGGGGAGGGAAAGGAUUGGGGGAGGAAAGGCCCACACCCAAACUCUGGUUGGGAUAUUGUCUGCUGUCAAGCCCCAGCUCGUGGGAGCACGUGGUUGGUUAGGACAUCGUGCAGGCCAGAGAGCCUCCCUCCGGUCACCAGACUUGGCCUCUGUAGUUCUUAGCUAAACACACCACCUGGGGCCCGUCAGCUGCUGCAACACUGGCUCUACUUCCAAGGGUGCAUUCUGGGUCACGCACUGAGGUCCUGCAAACCUACUACACCAAGUUCAAAUAGCGGUACAAGUUUUGGUAAGAGCACCUCUCGUCUUUGUGCUGAAUGCGUGAAGCCUGGAAGCCAUUCCGCACUCUGAUCCCAAGUCAAGCAUCACAUUCCAGUCUGCAGCGAUGGAAAGGCCAAAAAACGCCUUUGGCCAGAGAGCCAUUGGCUUAUUAUUUUUUAAGAACAGGACUUUAUUUAGUUUUGUAAAAUUCAGAGGCAUUUUUGACAAAACAGGGGGAAGAGAGGUGAUUUAUAAGGCCAAAUUAUGGAUUAGCUGAACCAAGAACUUUUCACCAUGGAAGGCCGGCCUGGGUGAUGAUCAGAACCCAGACCAGACUUCACACAUAGCUGUCCUUUGUGGAUAUCUCUUGCCGUGAGCUUUUCUAGACCCCUUGCUUCAAAGCAAAGCCAGCUCUUCUAGAGUUCCUCGAGCCAAUUGCAGCCAAUUCCGUGGUGAAGGCACUGCACAAACUAAGCGCCAAGGGGCAGUCUUGCCAGUGCUCUAUUAGGAUUAUGUUUUUAGGAUUCCCCUCAGUGCCGUUGAUGUCUCUUGUAAGUCUGUAAUGGGAGAGAGGUGGACACAUCCCCUUGUUACAGGAUUCUGUUACCCUUCCUCUAUAUGGUAAACUCCUGAGGUCGCUUGUCUAGUUAUCCAUAUUGGGAAUCAAAGCUUCUAGGCUCAGGGACAGCUAGCUGUGCCACAUGACAGUGUUCACCUCUCAGAGAUCUUUCCUACCCUGUUUUAACAGGGGAGGCAUCGCAAUUCGGGAAGUUGAUUAAAAACAAACAAACCAAAACCAAACAACAGAUCCUUGGGUGAAAGGUGCUAUGUAAUUGCGACGUAUUAAUCAUAAUGUUUCAGUCACAAGAAGAACAGAGUGCCUGCCCCAGGAAAAUGAGAAAAUCCCAUGAGAUCAGUUAAAAAAAUGUAGGUGAUGGGCGGAUAUUUCCUUUUUCUUCUUACAGUAAAAAGUCUGAGGUACCCAGUGGGAUGGUAGUUGAACCAUCUGGGCCUACAGAAGCAUGUCUAAACGGGGCUUGGAAGUAGUAAGUCAUUCUUGGUUAGGCAGGCCUUGUCCUGCCCUGGGGCAGCUGUUUGAAAUCAUCUCAGAUUCUGCAUAGAGGGUGUUUUGAGGAAGAUGUUUCCUUGGUCACCCUGAGAAGAUCUGCCCCUGGGGAGAAUCUGAAGCAUCUUGCCUAUUUGCCUCUAGCUUUCUCCUUGUAUGCUUCUUACAGACCUUUGUUUCUUUGGGAAGUUAUUAUACCAUAAUUACUGGUAUUUAUGUAAAGGGACUAUUACUAAGUACAUUUUCUUUAUGUUUAUUCUGGUUAAGGGAAUGUUGAGGAAAGGCCACUAAAUUACUUGGGCUGUGGUAGAGAGAGUGGCCAGCAAAAACUGUGGGAGACUGAACUUUAUAACUUUGAUGUCAUUAUCACAUGACUGUAGUGCAGUCACAUUCUGUUUAGUGCAGAAGCAUAUUUACGUAUUAAAAGUAUUGAAAAAUUAGUUUUGUUUUGUUAAAAAGUUGAACCAUGACCGAACUAACCAUACAUUCCCUUGUCUUUUACUUUUUUCUUCUGUGACAUUUAUGUUUCAUGUAAUUUGCAUUACAUUGGUGGGGUGUUCUAGUACUGUAUUUGGCUUCUUCAUCAAUAGAUUGUUUCUUAUACUAUAAUUGUAAAUAUUUUGAUACAAAUGUUUAUAACUCAAGGGAUAUUAAAAACAGAUUCUGAUUCCCUUCA